Nezara viridula (southern green stink bug) is the source of this 726-nucleotide messenger RNA. The record is from the annotation of a GenBank genome assembly. NCBI's taxonomy places the organism in Eukaryota, Metazoa, Arthropoda, Insecta, Hemiptera, Pentatomidae.
AUGCACGUCCGUGUUGCUUGGGAAAUUUACCAUCACCAGCAGAAAGGUGGCUUACCUGCAGAGUCAAAAGUUGGGUCUCUUUUAAAAGAUCCAUUGAGACCUCCCACUCACAUGUUUGGGCCACCAUUUCCAUCUGCCCAUCGACCACCACCUACGUUUGAACCACCCCCUCCUCCCACUGCUUUUCCGCCAAUAGGACAGUCAGGAUCUCUUGGUUUUCAAGGUGGAAGUAUGUUUGGAAGGUAUGCCACAGCUGCAGCGCCACCUUCUGCAUAUCCUUCUUUGCCAACGUUUCCUCAUACUGCUCCGCCUUUACAUGAUCCAUGGACAAGAUUAAGCUCUAGUCGAUUAGCUCCCCCAGGAUUCCCAACAGGUUGGGGCAUGAAGCCGGAGCCUUCGGCUGAAGAGAAGAGUAGAGAAAGGGCGAGGCGAGAAGAAAAGGCUCGUCGACUCGCUCAGCUCGGAAGUAAAGUUCGUGAUCGUUCACCGCUAAGGGGUGAAGGUAGCAGUAAAGACGAACCUGCUUAUCUUCGUCAGUCGUUAAGGGGUCCACCUCAUUUUCCAGCACCUGCGUGGGAACAUCAUUACAGGUAUGAUCCAUUGAGGUUCAACCCUCUGGUAGCUGCAGCUCUCCGAGAAGAAGAAGCAAAACUUUUUUACCCAGGACUUCGAGGCAAAGCACCUAGUCCACAUCAGCCAAAGGAAGAAUCUUCUCAGUCUCGAUAG